This is a messenger RNA of Cylicostephanus goldi, 344 nucleotides long. The record is from the annotation of a GenBank genome assembly. Lineage: Eukaryota; Metazoa; Nematoda; Chromadorea; Rhabditida; Strongylidae.
AUGUUCAGGUGGCCGUUACCGUCGAACACUUCGCUGUCGAUUGGUGAUGGUCAGUUAGAAGAUGAAUUUGGUCAUCUUGGCAUAGAUUCACUUCGUCGUUCACCGGAUGUGAUAACACCUGGAGCGACAUCUAUAAAGCAUGCUGGCAUUCUCAACGACAAGCGUCACGUGAUUACCAAAGAUUCGGAUGACUGUAUAGGCCUGUACGAUGUUUUAGCAGGAAGGAAGGUGGCCGAUUUUGGCAAGAGGCCUUUCGAGGAUGUAAUUUCGGAACACAACAGGAAAGUAUUUGUACCAAGCUGGUUUUCGGUUGAUUACAAGAGUGGGGUAUGUGUUUGUUAACC